Caenorhabditis elegans is the source of this 2114-nucleotide messenger RNA. It is a transcript of the gene F47D12.9, whose product is annotated as putative WD repeat-containing protein F47D12.9. NCBI's taxonomy places the organism in Eukaryota, Metazoa, Nematoda, Chromadorea, Rhabditida, Rhabditidae. The transcript has 6 exons. Bases 12 to 1649 code for a protein of 545 amino acids. The record is from RefSeq and is marked reviewed.
AUCGGCAAACCAUGUCAAGAUAUCGGUUUAGAAAGGCUCGGAGUAACUGGCCGAUGGGGCAGAAUGACUCAAGAUGGGAACCACCACCAGUUCGGCUGAAUGAGCUAGUAACUGCUACUGAACCGGAAGAAAUUCCACUGCCGAAACUCGAAGAUCAACCGUAUGAAGGAGGACCACUCAACAUGACGGGAUUCAUGUAUCAUCCAAGAACCAAAAAAUAUUAUAAAAUGACACAGGAUCCCACCAUGCCACAAGGGUUUUCGAAAUCCGAUCUGGAUCGAAUGGAAAAGGCUCGCGAGGCGAAGUUUCAAGCGAAUCGGCCUAGAUUUACGUCUGGAUCAUUUAUCCAAAGGCCAGUGUUCAAGCCAAUUACGACACUUAUGGAUGAUCUCACUCUUGGCCGAUGCACCAUGGCACGCGUCGAACGUCAUAUCCACGAGAGCCGCCUACUGAACUGUAACCCAAAACCGUCUUUCACAAUUAAAACUCCAAUUGAACACUAUGACGUAUCCGGUUGCGAGUUUUUGGAUGUAUCAGAAACUGGGGAUCGGAUUGUUGGAACUUUUACAGUGAAUCCGAAUGGAGUAGCUGCGAAACAUUCUGCUGUCUAUGUGUUUGAAGUGGAUUCAAUCGGAGACACGAUUCAAUCGGAAUCAUCACGCCGAGAAGCAUAUCAAUUACUUCCAAUAAGAUCUCGUUCAAAUAAUGCUGGUUUCAAUACACUUGGAUUGACAGUCCGUCCGAUGCUCAGGGACGAUGGAUUUUCAGAUGAACCGUCUUAUCUUGACUAUGCAGUUACUCGUUACAACUCAUUUAUUGUUGAUCAAACACUUGCUCGUGUGGACGCUGAUGUUACCUGUAUGCUUACAGUCACUGCCAAUGACACAAUCACUCGAAACGGAAACGUAUGCUCCUACUGUACAGUCCACCUGGAGCCACUUGCCGAGCUCAGUGACCCUGAAGCUAUGCCAACACUCAACUCACCAAUAUACAAUAAAAGUUGGCGCGAAAAAGGAAAUAUCUGGAGUGUUGGAUGGAAUGCACCACAAAUGUCAAUUGGAUUCGGACUCGAAUCGUGCUUCCGUGUGGAGAAUCUUCUCACAGAUCGAAGCUUCUUGAUGUCUAGUCGAAAGAGAAAUGUAUUGAAUCAUUGUUUUUCGGCAGAUGGAAAUCUUGUAUAUAUGGGUCUUCGUAAUGAUAAUGUCAUCAAAUCCGAUCUUCGAAUGAAUCGGGAUCAUAUCACAGGACAAUUGAACGGUGCAUGUAACACAACAUUUGUCCGAGUUCUCGAAAAGACGCGACCAGAAUGUGUUGUAACUGAAGGAUUUGAUUCGAUCAUUCGCAUUUGGGAUUUCCGAUGGCCGAAGAAUCCGAUGAUGGAGAUGCAUGGACAUAGUAACAACUGCAAUCGUCUCAAUGUUUUCUUUGACAAGGAGGAAAGAUUUGUGUUUGCAGCUGGAUCAGAUGGAUAUGUUCGUGGAUGGUCUCUAACAUCUGGUGACAUGCUUUGUUCAGUAAAAACUCCAAAUCAUUCCAAUCCAAUCUUCCCAAGAGCCGUCUACUCGGAUUGUUGGGGUGGUCGACCAGGGAAUUCAGCUAUCAUAAUGGCAGUUGGUGAUAGCAUGAGAGUUCACUCAUUGGAGCUCUAACCAUCAUCAUCAAGUUCAACUUAAUCUUGUUAGAAUCAGUCAGUAUUUACCCUUCUCUUUAAUUUCAGAAUUCAGUGAACAAAUUGUAAAAAUGUAGUCAACUCAUCAUGUAACUAUCUUUUUUAUUUUCUCCCUUUCUCUAUCUCUCUUGUCUCUCUCUCCCCGUUUGUCUCGUUGCCGGUCAAAACUUUAAAAAAUGAACUCAAAAAAAAAGAAAGAAAGAAGGUGAUAGUAUGAAUGCCUGUCCCGGUCUCGAUAUGCCAUUUUAAACCGUUUUUCUCUUUAAGUUUCUUCUCAUUAUCAUAUAAUUUUCUCAUUUUUAACUCAUUCCGCUACAACCUGUCUAGUUUCUUCCCCCAAUCCGUGUUGUCUUCUCUGGUAGAUUUUUGAUUUCAGACAUUUUCUAUUUAUUAAAAUCUAAAUUGUCAUCUUUAUCAUUUAUUGGAUAAUAAAAUUGAUUCUAGC